CGUGACGCUCACGUUCACGGAGUUCUGCGAUCGGUACGGUGUGCUGCCUGCGUUCGACACGUUGCAUCUGCUCGGCGCGCCGUCUGCCGAGGCCAAGAUGCGUGUGAGCGAUGCGUGUGCACAUAUGAACUGGUCUGACGCAUACGUGGCGAUCGGCAUGCACAAGGUGUUCUUGUCGCACGCCGUGUUCCGUGAGCUGGAGGAUGAGCUGCGCGCACGCAAUCCAGACGAGAUGCAGUACCAGCUGCGCAAGGCGCAGGCAGACGAGCAGGAUGCCCAGAACCACGUGACGGAUCCGUACUCGCCACGCGCGCUGGUGCCGGACGAGUCCGCGUCGGCGUGGCCUGCGCCGGAGCACGCAGCGCACGGCAUCGCGCCACGCACGAGCGACGACGACUUGGCGGCCGCUACGAACGCCGCGCCAUACAGCGCCCCCCUGCAGGGCACGCCGGCGUUCUCGUACUUGGGCGAGUACGACGCAGACGAAGCCAAAGGGCUUCUCGACGGCACGCUUGCCGCGGCCGAGGGAGAGGACCUGCUGCUGGACGACGCCAAAGACACAGGUCCAGGCGAGGCGGUGCCACCAGCGGGCGAGACGGUGAUGGAGCGGCUGCCCAUCUCGGCAGCGCGGCGGUACUGGGUGGUCCUGACGUGGCUCCUCACGUUCUGGGUGCCGUCGUUCGUGCUCAAACGGUUCCAGCGGCUCAAGCGCUCGGACGUGCGCAUGGCAUGGCGCGAGAAGCUCGCGAUCAACAUGCUCAUCUGGUUCAUAUGCGCGGUGUCGAUCUUUGUGAUCGUGUUCCUCGGCAACAUCAUGUGUCAGAAGCAGCAUCUGUACAGCACAAACGAGCUGUCGGGGCACAAAGGCAAGGAUGCAUUCACAGCGAUCCGCGGCGAAGUGUUCAGGCUGAACGGCAUCAUCGACGCGCACCUCAGCUCGAUCCCCGUUGUGUCGCGCAAGGUCAUGAUGCAGUACGCCGGGGCAGAUGCGACGCCGAUCUUUCCCGUGCAGGUCAAUGCGCUGUGCAACGGCCCGAACGGCCCCAUAUCCCCCUGGGUCACGAUGGACAGCUCGAACAGCACGGACCCGAAUGCCAAGUACCACGACUUUCGCGCAUUCCGCACGACGGACGUGCGUCCUGACUGGUACUAUGAGCAGAUGUGGUACAUGCGCAGCUUGUACCGCGUCGGCUUCAUCGGCUACACACCUAAGGAGCUCGACAACAUGCUGUCGGAUGGACGCACCAUCGGCAUCUACGACAAGUACAUCUACGACCUCACGCCGUACAUCGCGCAGGGCAACCAGGGUGGCUACCGCAUGCCCGAGGGCGUGGCACCGCCCAGCGAUCUGGAUCGCACGAUCCUCGCGCCGGACGUCAUCGAGCUCAUGGCACAGAACCCAGGCAAGGACAUCAAGGACCAGUUCGAUCGCCUGUCGCUCAAUGCCGCGACGCUCGAAAACCAGCGCGUCUGCCUGAGAAACCUGUUCUUCAUCGGCAUGGUCGAUGAGCGCAACUCGCCCCGGUGCACAUUCUCCAAGAACUUGCUCCUGGCUCUCUCCAUCGUUAUGGUCGCCACCGUCGGCUUCAAGUUCCUCGCAGCGCUGCAGUUCACCCGCUCAACGCCGCCCGAGGAGCAUGAGAAGUUUGUCGUGUGCCAGGUGCCCUGCUACACCGAGGGCACCGACUCCAUCCGCAAGACCGUCGACUCGGUCGCGCGCCUCCGCUACGACGACCGACGAAAGCUCAUUGUCGUCAUCUGCGACGGCAACAUCAUGGGCGCCGGCAACGACGCUCCCACACCGCAGCUGGUGCUCGACCUGCUGGGCGCCGAUCCGCACGCGCAUGCAGAGCCACGCAGCUUCCUCUCUCUCGGCGAGGGCACCAAGCAGCACAACAUGGCCCGCGUAUACAGCGGCCUCUACGAGCAUGCAGGCCAUCUCGUGCCGUAUCUGGUGAUAGCCAAAUGCGGCACGCCAGACGAGGUCGCCCGGCCCGGCAACCGAGGCAAGCGCGACUCACAGCUCGUGUUGAUGCGCUUCUUCAACAAGGUGCACUUUGGCUCGCCGAUGAGCCCGCUCGAGCUCGAGAUGUACCACCACAUCAAAAACAUCAUCGGCGUGAACCCUAGUUUCUACGAAUACCUCCUGCAGGUCGACGCCGAUACAGAGCUGGAGUCGAGCUCGCUCGCGCGCCUUAUCGCUGCGUUCGUGCGAGACAAAAAGGUCAUUGGGCUGUGUGGCGAGACGGCCCUCUCGAACGAGCACCAGAGCAUCACCACCAUGCUCCAGGUGUACGAGUACUACAUCUCGCACUACCUUGUCAAGGCAUUCGAGAGCUUGUUUGGCUCAAUCACUUGCUUGCCCGGCUGCUUCUCCAUGUUUCGAUUCCGCGCUCCCGACACACAGCAUCCGCUGUUCGUCGCCAACGCCGUCGUCGACGACUAUGCUGAAAACCGCGUCGACACCCUGCAUCUGAAAAACUUGCUGUAUCUAGGCGAAGACCGAUACCUCACGACGCUCGUCCUCAAACACUUCCCCGACUACAAGACCCAGUUCGUGCAGCAUGCCAAAUCCAUGACGCUCGCGCCCGACAGCUGGAAAGUGCUCCUCUCACAGCGCCGGCGCUGGAUCAACUCUACCGUGCACAACCUCUUUGAGCUGCUCAAAACGCCUCAGCUGUGCGGCUUCUGUCUCUUUUCCAUGCGCUUCAUUGUCCUGAUUGACCUGCUCUCAACGAUCAUCGCCCCCGUCACCAUUGGCUAUCUUGUGUAUCUGCUGGUCGUCGUCAUCGUCGAUGACAGCACAAUUCCCAUGACCUCGAUCAUCCUCCUCGCUGGCAUCUAUGGCUUGCAGGCGAUCAUCUUCCUCCUUCACCGGCGCUUCGACAUGAUCGGAUGGAUGAUUGUGUACAUAUUAGGCCUGCCCCUUUGGUCGCUCAUUCUCCCGCUCUAUUCAUUCUGGCACAUGGACGACUUUUCCUGGGGCAAUACACGCGUCGUCACUGGCGAGCAUGGCGAGCGGCUCCUCGUGCACCAAGAGGGCGCAUUUGAUCCGAGCGAGAUUCCUCACAUGACAUGGGAGCAGUACGAAAAUGAGCUUUGGGACCAGCAUCACCAUUCCCAGUUCGCCACAGGCAAUGACUCUCGUGCGCCUCCCGGCGCCCUGCGCCAACGCACCGCGAGCUUCAUGUCCAACGAUGCCUCAUCCACCAUGCAUGCGAAGGCUUGGUCCGCCCCGGGGCAUGCGUCUCUUCUCCAACCGGACGACGUGAGUCUUGCGGAAGGCAAAAACCCACCAAACGACACGACUGGUCUCGGCAACAUGGGUGCCCCUGAUCCUCAUGGCUGGCCGGACACAGUGCCAAUGCAGCCGACAUACAUCCAGCCCGUGUCCCAAGAACGCGGCGCUGUCGGCGCCGAUGCCGACCCUGACGCCGACCCCCUCUACGCCAUGGACACGCGAGUGCCCCCACCACGGCUACCGCCGAACGAGAUCAUUCGACUCGAUAUUCGUCGCAUCAUUGCAACCAACGAUCUCGCGACCAUCACAAAACGUCAGGUGCGUGCGCAGUUACAAGAUCUCUACGGGUGCCCAAUCGAGGAGAAAAAGUCGUACAUCAAUGCCCAGAUUGAAGCGACUCUCCGCACUAUGUAA
Molecule: messenger RNA, 3655 nt
Organism: Malassezia globosa CBS 7966
Lineage: Eukaryota; Fungi; Basidiomycota; Malasseziomycetes; Malasseziales; Malasseziaceae
Exons: 1
Cellular component (GO): myosin complex; cell septum; cell periphery
Molecular function (GO): chitin synthase activity; cytoskeletal motor activity; ATP binding
Source: RefSeq, a predicted model, not a curated record